This is a messenger RNA of Platichthys flesus (European flounder), 637 nucleotides long. RefSeq names its product chemokine (C-C motif) ligand 20b (gene ccl20b). The coding region runs from base 45 to 347 and encodes 100 amino acids. The transcript has 4 exons. Gene Ontology annotation, molecular function: chemokine activity; CCR chemokine receptor binding. The record is from RefSeq and is a predicted model, not a curated record. Gene Ontology annotation, cellular component: extracellular region. Gene Ontology annotation, biological process: immune response; cellular response to tumor necrosis factor; neutrophil chemotaxis. Lineage: Eukaryota; Metazoa; Chordata; Actinopteri; Pleuronectiformes; Pleuronectidae.
CGCCUCAAGCCUCACUCUGACACAGAACUGGCACAGCAAGCAACAUGCGUCUCCUGGAAGCCUUCUGCACCCUCGUCCUCCUCAGCACCUUCAUCUGCAGCACUCAGUCAGCGAGCUGCUGUCUGAGUUACACCAAGCGUAUGCUGCCAUGCGUACGGAUAGUGGAUUACAGCAUCCAGACCAUCAACAAGUCAUGUGACAUCAACGCCAUCAUCUUCCAUGUCCGAGGCAGGUUUGUGUGUGCCGACCCUUCACAGACCUGGACCCAGAGCAGGAUGAGCUGUGUCGAUGAAAAGAAGAAGAAGCAGGCUCAGAUCAUCAAAAAAAGAACUCCUGGAUCAGCAUGAACUCCUUAAAACAGUCUAUUUAUAUAUAUAUAUUAGCGGCUCCUAUAUUUGUUUUUAUUAUAAUUCUAACUGAUAGGAUUUUUGUUUGACUUUUUCUUAUAUAUGUUCUGUUUUAUAAACAGGGAAGAGUAGUAGCUGUAGCUACAGUGCCCUAUCACCAAAAACCAAAACUAGAAAUGAAAUAUUGCUUAUGAAAAGUAUGGCAAUUUCUUUUUUUUCUUUUUGCUUAAUUUUCCAACUCUGACAGUCCCAUAUUGUGGGUUUAAGUUUUGAAUGUGAUACACAACAAU